UUCGAUCCGCGUACUGCGCCUUCGCUUACCGGAGCGUCGUGGAAGCGCGUGACCAACUGCAACAGCAAAGCCAAGGCGACGAUGAGGCCCCCUAAAACCUGACGAUUGAAGAGUCGCGGCGUCAGUCACGUGAUGGGACGUUUUGAUAAACAAACGAGCCCUGACACCUGUUGACAAGGCCCGAAUCCCGACUGAGGCCCAACAUCAUCAAACUACUUGCUUUGGAGUUAGAUGUUAGUUUGGAGUUCAAAACGUCGUCUGGUGCAGAGUUUUAACUUUAGAAAAAAGGAGUGGCUUUAGAAGCGAAGGUUAGCUUGCUGAAAAGAAAGUGCGUACCUUCAUUUGAUGCCGGAAAAGGAAGAGAGAAAAGAGCGAGUGGGGACUCACCGCAAAGAAAACGUUGGCCACGAAAAAGCUGAUUUUGACGCAGCUGUUGACUCGAGUCAUGUUGGAUUCUGCUUUUCGAUCAACUCAAGACUGGGUGAAAAGAAAAGACGUCAAACUGGAACAGGGCGCUACCUGAAAGACUGCGUAACUAGUCGACUGAUUCGGGAGGAGGAAGAGAGAGGGAGGGGCGCUCAAAUAUUUAUGGAGGCGGACCUUCCAGUAAAUGACUACCUGCCCGACCAAAUUUGGCUAUUUCCGGUCUUUUGGGAAGAGCAGUGGAAAUUUUGGAUUUCUUUUCAUCGCUCGGAACGGAAGCGAUCGACUCCAUUUGAAAAUGGGAUGGCCCGCUCGUCUUUUUUUUUUUUUUUUUUUUUUUUUACUUUAUUUACACAAAAACAACUACGAAUAAUGGGCGAACAAUGUUUCCGCAUUCGUUUCCCACAGCGCGUACGUUUGCCGAUGACGUCGCGCUUCGGAGAGGCGGACAACCGCGCCUGUCUUUCUGCUCUCGUCGGUCGGUGGCCGCCAGACGGCGCCAACGCUCAGCUCGCAGCGAGGCAAGAAGUAGUAUCCCCGAACGAAUCCAACUCGUCCGUUUGGCCACCAGAUGUCACUCAUGUGUCGCUUUUUAUAGCGCGGACUCUUUACGCGUUCAUUACAAUGUCAUCGCUACCAAUUUCAUAAUGCGCACACAUGCACGAGCCUGGCCAGUCGGUCUUCCUUCAUUUCACUUCGCGCCCAUUAAAUCGUGUCGUUGCGGAUUUUGGGACACCGUCCUGGUCGUUGGGCUUCUUUCUCCAUCUCGCCUGUACCUGCCCAGGCUGCCGCCUCUCCUUUCCCGUUUCUUGCAGAGAGGGCGCAAGGGCUCUUGCGUCCUUGUCGCUCGCGGAUGAAGGAUGAGGAGCGCUGCAGGACGCUUGCUGCUGCUGCUGAUGCUCUGCCGACCGACGCGCAGCCAGUCGUCGUCAGGUCAAGCGGAGCCGCGCGCGGCCGACUCCUCGGACUCCGACCCGGGGUGGGAAGACGGCGUGCCGAAUCGCCUUCGUCGUCAACGUUUUGGACACCCUGACGGCGAGGUUCGCGUGGAGCACGCCGCCGUGGCCGCGCGACAUCUGGUCACGGUGCAGUUUCUCACGUUGGACGUUCGGCGCCUGAACACGGCUCUCCUCCGACGGUUUCGCGGCGGCGCGGCGGCGGCGCUGGGGGUUCCCGUCGGCCUGGUCCACAUUAACGCCCUCGAUGAAGAGAAGAACGGCGUGGAGAUUUUCGUGUCUUCGGAGCGGGCGGACGCCUCCGAGCCUUGGCCGGCGCGGGACGUGGUCCGAUCGCUGAACGUCGGGGUGCUCCGCCGUCGCCUGGCGCGCUUCGGGAUUACCGAAGUAUCCGUACAGAAGAACGUUCUGCAGGAGGCGCCACAGCAGCACGCGUGGGGUCAGGAAGCGUGGUACACCACCGUUCUCUUCCUCGCCAUCCUUAUAAUGGCCAUCGUCAGCUUAACGCUUCUAUUCGGGCCGAAGACGACUUCUAGCGGGCGUCUGAAAGCUACGCCCCCUCCCUUCGCCGCCAAGGUCACGUGUGCGCACGUGAGCCGCGACGAGUCGGCGGCGACGUUGACGUCGGUCACGGCCGCCGCCCUCCCGCCGCCGAGGCUCGCCUCUCCCCCCGAAGCGGACCCCGCCUCCUCGGCGGCCGUCGAGCCGGUGACGAGCGAGCCGAGGCCGCGCCCCUCCCCCUUCAGGAUGAAAACGCCGACGGGACUUCAAGAGAGACGCGGUUCCAACGUCUCGCUGGUUUUGGACGUGUCCGGCGCCGUCGCGGUCACGCCCCCAAGAGAGGAGGCGGCCGGCGAGUACCUGACGGCCGCCCGACGCCCACUCGCGCCUCAGCAACUGCGCCGCGCGGUCAGAGACGCGCGCGCGCUGCACGACGAGUUCUCGGAGAUUCCGAUGAACUUCACGGACGCGAAGCACGUGGACGUUCCCGACCACGGGAGCAAAAACCGAUACAAGACCAUCUUGCCCAGUGAGUCAGCGAGUCGCUCUGAGGGAUUGGCGCCCGAUGUCCCGCGCUCUGCUCGUCUCCUCGUAGAUCCUGGUUCCAGAGUGGUGCUGCGGACCGGAAGAAAGGACGACCCGCUGGGCUCCUACAUCAACGCCAACUACAUCCGGGGUUACCGGGGUGACGAGAAGGCCUUCAUCGCCACGCAGGGCCCGAUGGCCAACACGGUGGACGAUUUCUGGCUGAUGGCGUGGCAGGAAGCGGCGCCCGCCAUCGUCAUGAUCACCAAGCUUAAGGAGAAGAGCGAGAAGUGCGUCCUCUACUGGCCCGAGAAGCGCGGCGUUUUCGGCCGGGUGGAGGUGGAGGUCGAAGCCGCGCGGGAGUGUCAGCACUACACCGCCAGAGGCGUCACGCUCAAGCGCGGGGACACGCGCCGCACGCUGCGUCACUUCUGGUUCACGGCGUGGCCCGACCACAAGACGCCCUCGGCCACUGUGCCGCUGCUACGGCUGAUGGAGGACGUGGAGGCGGCGCGGCGGGCGGCGCCGCGGGCCGGGCCCGUCAUCGUACACUGCAGCGCGGGGAUCGGGCGCACGGGCUGCUUCAUCGCCGCCAGCGUGGGCGCCCGGCAGCUGGCGGCCGAAGGCGCCGUGGACGUGCUGGCCAUCACCUGCCAGAUGCGACUGGACAGGGGCGGAAUGAUCCAGACGGCGGAGCAGUACGAGUUCGUCCAUCACGCGCUGAGCGCCUUGGCGGUCGGGAUCUGACGCCGGAAGGUACGCCGGGGCCGGCGAACGUCGACGGACGCUCUCCGUGCCUGCUCUCUAAGCACUAAGAGCCGACGCCUUUCCUGCGUUUUUCCCGAACUGUCGAUGUUUCCCGGACCGUCAGACGCCGACUCGAUUGGAAAGGUGUCCCGAAGGCUUUUAUUCAAACCUGUUUUAGAGCACCCGCUAUUCUAUUUUUAGGGUUAACCAUAUUGGCAAGAAUGAAAAAUACAUUGAAAAGAAAAUCCCCAAACUAUCUCCAUGCAUCCCUGUUUUUGGCCACAAAACAUCUCUGAUUGUAUUUUUGUUGUUUUGGAGCCAAUAAGAACGUCAUUUUAUUCCUCCCUGUGCUUGUGUCUGUGACGGAAGGAAGAAAAUCUGUUCCAAAAAUGUUUGUGUCGUGCAAAAAGAAACAAUGACCGUCGCGUGACCAUGUUUGUUAUGGUGUCCGAUUGACAAUGUUUGGGAUGUGCCAUUAAAGUCAACGGGAGGAAAACGCUCAU
This is a messenger RNA of Corythoichthys intestinalis (scribbled pipefish), 3655 nucleotides long. It is a transcript of the gene ptprr, whose product is annotated as protein tyrosine phosphatase receptor type R. The coding region runs from base 1284 to 3152 and encodes 622 amino acids. Gene Ontology annotation, cellular component: cell junction; cytosol; plasma membrane. The transcript is spliced from 14 exons. The record is from RefSeq and is a predicted model, not a curated record. Gene Ontology annotation, biological process: peptidyl-tyrosine dephosphorylation; signal transduction. Gene Ontology annotation, molecular function: protein kinase binding; protein tyrosine phosphatase activity. NCBI's taxonomy places the organism in Eukaryota, Metazoa, Chordata, Actinopteri, Syngnathiformes, Syngnathidae.